ACGCAAGGUUUGAAGUUGCUGUUCAACGUGCGCUACUUAAAAAAGGGUGACCUUUGCGCAUGUGUUCAGAUCCUGAGCUGCUAAACCAAGCACCAACAAAGACCCCCAUGAUGAGUUACUACAUGGAUCCUGUUUCCGCCUCCCCGAUGCCUCACCCUUGCGACUGUCAGGACCUGAUGAGACAGAGUGGAGGCAUGGUCAGUCCACAAGCUUCUGUGAUUGGUACCUGUCAAUCACAGCAGCAUUACCCAGCAUGGCCCCUCUACCCACAAGAAGUGACCCUACAGGAAGUCCCCAAUGGCCCAGAGUUCUGUCCUGCAGAUCUGGAAUGUGGUGAUGUGCCCAUGCUGACUCCUGGGAGCAAAGAGAUGAUGUCCCAGGCAUUAAAGGCCACAUUCAGUGGCUUCACAAAGGAGCAACAGCGACUGGGAAUACCGAAAGAUCCCUGGAAGUGGACAGAGAACCAUGUCAGGGAGUGGCUGGCAUGGACAGUGAAUGAGUUCAGCCUUAAGAACGUGGACUUCCACAAGUUCUGCAUGAACGGUGCCAGCCUCUGUGGUCUGGGGAAGGAGCGCUUCCUGGACCUUGCCCCGGACUUUGUUGGAGACAUCCUUUGGGAGCAUUUAGAGAUGCUGCAGAAAGAAGACACAAAGCAUUUCCCUGUCAAUGGCCUGACUUCCACCUUCCAGGAAUCCCGCUAUACCUCAGAUUACUUUGUCAGCUAUGGCAUUGAGCAUGCCCAGUGUGUGCCCCCCUCUGAAUAUUCUGAGCCAGGCUUCAUCACAGAAUCCUACCAGACUUUGCACCCAAUCAGCUCCGAGGACCUACUGUCACUCAAGUACGAGAAUGAUUACCCCAAUGUUAUUUUGCGGGAUGCCCCCCUCAACCCCCUGCAGGGGGACUACUUCUCUGUCAAGCAGGAGGUCAUCUCCCCUGACAACAUGUGUGUAGGCCGCAUUAGCCGAGGGAAGCUGGGUGGCCAGGACUCUUUUGAGAGCAUUGACAGCUUUGAGAGCUGUGACCGGCUCACACAGUCCUGGAGCAGCCAGUCAUCCUUCAGCAGCCUGCAGCGUGUGCCGUCGUAUGACAGCUUUGACUCGGAGGACUACCCGAGCGCGCUGCAUGGCCACAAGCCCAAGGGCACCUUCAAGGACUAUGUGAGGGAGCGGUCUGACCUCAACAAGGACAAACCCGUCAUUCCAGCCGCGGCCCUGGCUGGGUAUACAGGCAGUGGACCUAUUCAGCUGUGGCAGUUUCUCCUUGAGCUCCUGACAGACAAGUCAUGCCAGGCCUUCAUCAGCUGGACAGGAGACGGAUGGGAGUUCAAGCUGUCCGACCCAGACGAGGUGGCACGGCGGUGGGGCAAGAGAAAAAACAAACCUAAGAUGAACUAUGAAAAGCUGAGCCGUGGCCUGCGCUACUACUACGACAAGAACAUCAUCCACAAGACCUCUGGGAAGCGCUAUGUCUACCGCUUCGUCUGUGACUUGAAAAGCCUCCUGGGCUACACCCCCGAGGAGCUGCACACCAUGCUUGACAUUAAGCCUGAAAUGGAUGAGUGAACGCACUCAGGUGGGGAAGGGGCUUCUACAGGCUGGGAUUUGAAAAGGGGAAGUGGGAGGGGCCAGGACAUGAAGGACUUCUCUGCAGACUGUUGGGAGUGGUCAGGACCAAAUGGGAUCUUUUUCAACAUGUUGCCUUUGUGUGUUUUUUUUGUUUUUUUAAUUUCAACCAUUUGGGCUACUCUCAGGGGGAAGUGAAAUGAAAACACCUGUGUGACUGCCCCCUAGACUGUGUCUAUGAAAUGUAUCCGUACACACAGCAAUAGAUGUAUACAUUAUAGAUUUGUACGUAUAACAUAUACAUGUGGAUGUAAUCGUGUUGAAGCUCUCAAGGUUAAUGGAAAAUUGUCUACUGAAAAAGAAAAAAAAAUGCGCAAGUAACACAAGCAACUGACAUUGAAGAAAGAGAGCCAGAGGAAAUUCUAGAAUGGAUGAAUGUGGAUGGAGAGUUCCUGCUACAAAACUGUUCCAAAAUCAGAAAAGGAACUACAUAGAAAUAUAUACAUAAUAUGUACUUACAUACUGUCUCUGCCUUUCUGCACACAGAACACACAGGUGGAGUUCUCAGC
Messenger RNA from Megalops cyprinoides (Indo-Pacific tarpon), 2131 nucleotides. RefSeq names its product v-ets avian erythroblastosis virus E26 oncogene homolog 1 (gene ets1). Gene Ontology annotation, molecular function: sequence-specific DNA binding; DNA-binding transcription factor activity, RNA polymerase II-specific. Gene Ontology annotation, biological process: cell differentiation; regulation of transcription by RNA polymerase II. The coding region runs from base 60 to 1562 and encodes 500 amino acids. NCBI's taxonomy places the organism in Eukaryota, Metazoa, Chordata, Actinopteri, Elopiformes, Megalopidae. The record is from RefSeq and is a predicted model, not a curated record. Gene Ontology annotation, cellular component: nucleus. The transcript is spliced from 11 exons.